Sitodiplosis mosellana (orange wheat blossom midge) is the source of this 1978-nucleotide messenger RNA. RefSeq names its product PHD finger protein 7-like. The record is from RefSeq and is a predicted model, not a curated record. The coding region runs from base 137 to 1174 and encodes 345 amino acids. Gene Ontology annotation, cellular component: nucleus. The transcript is spliced from 5 exons. NCBI's taxonomy places the organism in Eukaryota, Metazoa, Arthropoda, Insecta, Diptera, Cecidomyiidae.
UGAUAAAUUUAUACAAUGUUCUAAAAAAUGGUUAUGCUUGUCAAUGUCAUACUUAUUGGCGCGUCCGACUUGCAUAGUUUAUGUUCGAUUUGCAAAGAUUUUAUUUAUUUAUUCUAAGAAAAAAAAUUAUUUAUAAAUGUCCGCACCACUUUACGAUUCAUUCGAUGGCAAUGUUGCCAAUAAAAAAUGUUUGUUUUGCAACCAAAACAACGACGAUGUCAAAAAUCUUGGCGAUAAAUAUUCAUAUGGUGAAAUGACACUUCACAAUUUUUGUUUGUUAUUCUCAGCAAAUCUUCAACAAAAGAAAGAGGUUUCGGAAGGUAUUUUGGGCUAUUUGAAAGAAGACAUUAAAAAUGAAGUGAAGCGAGCAUCCAAGCUAACUUGUUAUUAUUGUAAAUUGAAAGGAGCUAGCAUUGGAUGUUGUCGUAAAACGUGUAGAAAAUCAUUUCAUCUUCCGUGUGCAUUGGAAAAUAAUUGUUUGGUUCAAUUCUCCGGCGAAUUCGACUCGUUUUGUCACAUUCAUCAUGGUAUUGAGCGAUCAUCAAUUCACACGAAAGACGAAAAAUGUUUAUUGUGCAAUGAAACGAUGAAAGAUUUCCAUCCAGUCACAUCGGUCGAAUUAAAUUGUUGCGGAAGUAAAUGGUAUCAUUUGAAAUGUCUCAGAGGUCGUGCUCAUGACAAACAAGGAAUGUUUUGCUGUCCCUGCUGUGACGAUUAUGAUAACUUUCGUGAUAUGAUGAUGUCAAAUGGAAUUUAUGUUCACGAAAAACAAAUUGAUGCAUCAAUUAUCGUGGCACCCAGCAACUCGUCUGAUGGACAAACAUCGAGUGGUGUGAGCAGUUGUUCAAGUGAUUUGGGUGAUUGUGAAUCAGUUGCCUCUUGUUCUACAAUUGGAACAGACAGCAAUGAACAACUAUCAAAUGACUUGAUUGAAAUUUCGCCAAGUAAUUGCAAUGUUGAUGACAUUGAUGAAGAACCGCCAGCAAAGAAAAAAAGAGUUCAUCAACAGUUCAAUUUUGCUCAAACAUUUGACAAUGUGAAUGAUGCUCAAAACUAUUUGGCAAGUCAAAAUUGUUGGUCCGUCUACUACAAAACGAAUUCAGACGAUGGAGAGCGGCUCAAAUAUGGAUGCAACAAAGUCAAAUUCCGUGCUCAAAAAAAAAUGUGCUGCUAGUUUGUAUCUUUUGUUUGAUUCACGCAGCUCAAAAGUUCACUUGUUUGUGUCAAGCGAAGAUCAUGAUCAUGACCAAAAUUUGGAAUCGGUUUAUGAAAUUGAUGAUGAAAUAAAGGAUGCCAUUCGUGAUAUGUUUGAAAUGGGAGUUUGCAAGCCAAAACAAAUUUUGAACAACUUAAUGAUGAAGAAAUUUGAGCUUCCAGAUCGCAAGAAAUUCGACUCGUUUCUAAAAACAAUUCGCAGUGAAAGAGAUGGAAGUGCCAAAAUCAAUAUGAGUGAUUUGAAAAAAUGGCUCGAAGAUAAUUGUUUAUUGCCAGUUGACAAAACAAAGCCGUUCAUAGUCGACUUUGAAAUAUCUUUUGAUGAAAAAAAUCCACAUGUAUCCAAGCAGCUUCGCUUCGCUCUUCGGCAAUUGAUGCGACCAAAGUACAUACUGAUGCCACAUACAAAUUGACAUGGUAGGGCUAUCCUGUGUUGCAUAUUGGGACAACUGACAUGCAUCGAUCGUUUCAUCCGUUUGGAAUUGCCGUAUGCACUAAUGAACAAACAGAUGAUUUCAGAUUCAUUUUUGCUGCUGUUAAGAAAGGCGUUCAAGAUGUGUUCAAUAUUGAUUUUAAACAGAGAUUGCAUGCACCAUACAGCUAUAGUUGGAUGCGAAAAUAAGUAGCUAUUUUUAGUCAAUAGUUCGGGAUAUUCUGCAGUAUACAGCUAUCGAACGAACGCACGCACGAACAAAGCGAAGCGGCGGAGAAGAGCCCAGUGCAUAUGUGUUCCCCUCAUUCGUCGUCAUCGUCUCUGUUUGUA